Messenger RNA from Carcharodon carcharias (great white shark), 1515 nucleotides. It is a transcript of the gene mri1, whose product is annotated as methylthioribose-1-phosphate isomerase 1. The transcript has 6 exons. Bases 63 to 1130 code for a protein of 355 amino acids. Gene Ontology annotation, molecular function: S-methyl-5-thioribose-1-phosphate isomerase activity. NCBI's taxonomy places the organism in Eukaryota, Metazoa, Chordata, Chondrichthyes, Lamniformes, Lamnidae. The record is from RefSeq and is a predicted model, not a curated record.
GCUGGUGGAGCCGGUGUGAGUUGCUGGUCCCGGACACAGCUCGGCCCCGCUACGCCAGAACAAUGACUCUGGAAGCGGUCAGGUACCGGCGAGGCAGCCUGCAGGUCCUCAACCAGCUGCUGCUGCCACAGCGGAGUGUGUACGAGGAGAUCAGCGGGGUGCAGGCGGGCUGGCAGGCUAUCAGAGAGAUGAAGGUGAGAGGUGCCCCUGCGAUCGCCAUUGUCGGGUGCCUGAGUCUUGCCGUGGAGCUUCAUCAGGGUAAGAAGGGCGACGAGGGGGAGUUGGCGACCUUUGCCCUUGAGUCACUGGACUACCUCGUGACCUCCAGGCCCACGGCGGUCAACAUGGCGCGUGCAGCACGGGAGCUGUCUGACUUUGUGACGGGCGAGGUCAGACAGCCGGACUCCACUGCUGAGAGCUUCAAGGAAAACCUGAUUUCCAGAAUCGAGGGCAUGUUGGAGAAGGACAUUCGCGACAACAAGAGUAUUGGAAACCAUGGCGCCAAACAUAUUCUCUCCAAGGCAAAAACAGACAAAGUAAUAAUCCUCACGCAUUGUAACACUGGCUCCUUAGCAACUGCAGGAUAUGGAACGGCUUUGGGUGUGAUACGAUCCCUGUGGUCCUUGGGCCGCCUGGAACGCGUUUACUGCACGGAGACCCGGCCAUACAACCAGGGGGCGAGGCUCACUGCCUACGAGCUGGUGCACGAGAAAAUCCCUGCCACCCUCAUCGCUGACAGCAUGGUAUCCGUGGCGAUGAAGGAGAAGGGGAUAUCAGCGGUUGUGGUGGGAGCAGACCGGAUCGUGGCCAACGGAGACACGGCCAAUAAGAUCGGGACCUACCAGCUGGCCAUUGCGGCCCGACACCACGGCAUCCCUUUCUAUGUGGCAGCCCCGAGUACGUCGUGUGACUUUACCCUGGAAAGCGGGGAGCAGAUCACCAUCGAGGAGAGGCCGGCGGAGGAGCUGACGGACAUUAACGGACUCCGUGUUGCAGCGCCAGGUAUAGACGUGUGGAAUCCCGCAUUCGAUAUCACUCCUCACAGCCUUAUCACAGCGGGAAUCAUUACAGAGCUUGGAGUUCAUGAUCCUCAGGAGCUUCGGAAAGUGCUGAUUGAUAAAACCUCCUAACCCAAACCAGAACUCAGACUACACUUGCUGAUAACAUGCUUCCUCUUUCUUUCCAUAUUGUAUCUCCAAACUUUCCAUUAUUUUUUGUUUCAGUUCUGUACAAAACCCAAAGGCUUUGCAUAUUUUUCCCUGCACUGGAAACCGACAUUAAUCCCUGCUCUUUAUUCAGUCUUUCUUUUAUUUCAAAAGCAGAGAAUUCCAUCCAUAUUCCGUGCUUUUCUAGAAUCUUCCACACCAGCCACUUGCACCUGACCACGACCUCGAGGUUUAUCUCGUGUCAUCUCUCCUGUUUUUUUUUUUAUUUGCCUGUCCUUCAUUGGUGUCCCACAAGCUGGACUCUGGCCCUUCAUCUGGACUGUUGAAUUUAAAUAAAAUGGAUUUGGCA